CGUGUGUUGUUUGUUCGCCUAUUUGUGCCGAAUUUGAUUAUCGUUUUUCUUCAGAUACUCACAGAAGUGUUUGAGUUUUGUAAUAAUGUUUAAUCCAUUAGAAAGUGCACCACCUUUGUGGCAUAACGGUCCAGUUCCAGGUGCCUUUUACAAUUUUCCAGGCACUCAAAGAAUUCCUGCUGCCAACCCGAUAACCCAUACUCAAUCUCCUGUAACUACAUCAACUUCUAUAAUAGCUAUUACUUAUGAUAAAGGUGUAUUAAUUGCUGGAGAUUUAGUCGCCUCUUAUGGAUCUUUAGCCAGGUACAGAAAUUGUCCCAGGGUAAUUGAAGUUAAUCCUAAUAUAAUAUUAGGAGCUGGUGGAGAUUAUGCAGAUUUUCAGUACGUGAAAAGCUUUAUUGAGCAGAAAAUAAUUGAUGAAGACUGUUUAGAUGAUGGUUUAAAAAUGAAACCAAAAUCUCUGUAUUGUUGGCUUACAAGAAUCAUGUAUCAACGUAGAAGUAAACUUGACCCCUUCUGGAAUAAUCUUGUAGUAGGAGGACUGCAGGAUGGUGUACCUUUCUUGGGAACCAUAGAUAAACUUGGCACAGCUUACACAGAUAAAGUUAUUUGUACUGGGUAUGGAGCUCACAUUGCUCUCCCUAUUCUUCGGGAUGCUCUUGAUAAGAAAACCAACUUGAAUCUUAAUGACGCCAAAGCUCUUAUAAAGCGGUGCAUGGAAGUGCUUUUUUACAGAGAUGCAAGAAGUUUUCCAAAAUAUCAGUUAGGUAUUAUUGAUAAGGAUGAUGGCGUGAAAAUUGAGGGACCACUUACAGUUGAAGAAAAUUGGAAUAUUGCUUACAUGACAUAAUUUGUCUCUUUAAAUUUUGAUAUUUAUAAUUUUUGUAAGGUAAUUCCCUAUAAUAAAGGUUUUAAUAUUUACAGCAUU
Messenger RNA from Psylliodes chrysocephalus, 928 nucleotides. Lineage: Eukaryota; Metazoa; Arthropoda; Insecta; Coleoptera; Chrysomelidae. The record is from the annotation of a GenBank genome assembly.